CCGUCAACUAUGGCCGGCACCACGGCAGGCAGGCCACGAAAGAAAUGUGGCAGCGCGUUUCGCUUAGUACCGACUUAGGCUGCUCUAAGUGGCGGUCGUGUGAACGCCGGUGUCCGCCGUCGCACUUUCACGCAGGAGCAGGGACCACCAGGACGCAUCAGAGGCCCGCGCAGAGGGUCUGUCGCAGCCUGCGAACGCGACAACGACGGUGGCAGCGGCGGCGGCGGCGACGGCGACGGCGACGGUGACGAUCACGACAACGACGACUCUCAGUGGUGACAGUGUGACAGAGCGCGCGCACGGCGAGCCGGGUCUGAAACGACGGCGGGCCCACUUGAGAUCGACGAUUUUUUUCGCGGUGCGACGCGGCGACACGUGAUCGUCAAUCGUAGUACGUGUGCGAUUCAACGUGCAGAGGAAAAAAAAAGAGAGACGAUCGCGUCGCGCGAUACGAUUAUCCUUACCGCGCGCGCGCGUGCGUGCGUGCGUGCGUGCGUGCCUGCCUUGCUUGCUGCCUGCCUGUGCCUUUCGCGCCCUCGCCUGGCCACAACGUUUUCGAGCCACAGCAGCGGAGCGAGCGAGAGGCAGCGCGAGAACGAGGUGGAGUGAGACAGAGAGAGACGUAUUUACGUUAUACCUCGCGAGUAACCUAAAAACCGAUCUGCGCUCCGGCGGCGUAUAUCGUGAAUAUCGUGAUAUAUCGGCAGAGAACGCGCGUGCGCAUGCGCGUCGCGGCUCGCUGUCCUCGUGCGCGAAUUUCGAGCGAGGCGCGGGGCUCACGUGUCAUCGUUAGGCGAAGCCGCGAACCACGGACAGUAGUGUUAGUGUGAACAAGUGAUUUCCUAUAGAGGUGUUGCGAUUUAUUCGGGUAGUGUGUGCGAGAGGAUACGCGCGCAUCGUUCGUUACGCGAUCGGUUCGAAUUUGCGACAUUAAAAGGAGGAAUUUCCGUGCAAACGAGGCCACCGUCAUCCGAUUUGGAGCCACAGAUCUCCCGCCCGUUUUUCUCUUCUUCCGAAGAAAGGCCCGACGACGAGUUGGAACGUCGCGAGUCGCAUUCCUCCGAGAGCGGUUAGGAUUUUCCAGUGAACCCGCUCGAGAGAGAUCAGUAACGAGAGAUCGAUGAGGAACUGAAAGAUCUAUUCACAGAGAGAGAGAGAGAGAGAGAGAGAGAGAGAGAGAGAGAGAGAGAGAGAGAGGGGGCGAAAAAGCGAGUUCAGAAAAUUGUAAUCGCACGUGGCGGGCGAAUGCAUGACGGAUCAUGGUUUCCGUGUCCGGACCCAUAUCCACGGGGAUCCUAGCGGGACGCCCUUCUGGAUCGCCGGGCCCGCGGCAGAAUGGUGACGCGGCGGAGAGCGAGAAGGAACGCAAGGCGGAACGCGACAAAAUCCGGCAUGAGUCAGAUCUUUAUGUCAGACCCAGCUGGACGGAUGCCGCGAUAGCGUUGGAUCAGCUCGAGAAGGGUAAGGCGGAUGGUCAGAGAUCAGUGGUAUGGCUCAGGGCACGGCUACAGGAUCAGCUGAGCCAGUUGGGCUACUUCCUACAGAGGCAUGCGGGAAAGGUGCUCUUCGUGGCCGUCCUCGCAUUGGCGAUCCUCUGCGUUGCCCUCAAGUCUGCGCAAGUCAACAGCAAGGUCGAACAACUGUGGGUGCAGGAAGGAGGUAGGUUACAAAGGGAGCUUACCUACGCGUCGGAAGUGCUUGGUGAGGCAACCACCUCGACGCACCAGCUCGUCAUCCAGACGCCAAAGCAUGCCGGAGCAAAUAUUCUGUACGCGGACGCGCUCAGGGAACACUUGAUGGUGCUGGAGGCUGCGAUGAAUGUGGAGGUGCACCUGUUCGAUAUCACGUGGAAGCUGAAGGACUUGUGUUACGCGCCGAGCAUACCCAACUUCGACUUGCACUACAUCGACCAGAUCUUCGACAGUAUUAUCCCUUGCGCCAUCAUCACACCACUCGACUGUUUCUGGGAAGGUAGUAAACUUUUGGGUCCGGAGUUUCCAGUUCACAUACCAGGUUUAAAAAGCCACAGACGCGUCAAGUGGACGAAUCUGAAUCCCUCUGCAUUGUUGGAAGAGGUAAAAAGCUUCCUAGUCUCGUUUCCCUUUAAAACACUCGAGGACUACAUGAAAAGGGCUGGAAUAACGAACGGCUAUCAGAGCAGGCCUUGUCUGAAUCCAGAGGAUCCAGAAUGCCCGGAAACCGCACCGAACAAACAAUCGUUAAAGGUACCUGAUAUAGGAGCCGAACUGACAGGUGGCUGCUAUGGGUUCGCGGCCAAAUACAUGCAUUGGCCGGAGGAGCUGAUAGUCGGCGGCGCCAAACAUAACAAGACGGGUCAUUUGACUCGAGCGGCCGCCCUACAAACUGUGGUGCAACUGAUGGGCGAACGCGAGCUGUACGAUUUCCUGGCGAACACAUACAGAGUCCACCAUAUCGAUUGGACGCAGGAGAAAGCGGCUAAGGUUCUAGAGACUUGGCAGAGAAUAUUCAGCAACGAGGUGAAGAGGCUGGUGGAGAUGAACGGAUCAGCGCCAUAUAAUCUGUACGCUUUCAGUACGACAACCAUGAAUGACAUCCUCAGGACGUAUAGCAAAGUAUCCAUCGGAAAGAUCGUGACCGGUGGCGUGAUUAUGUUGAUGUAUGCUGCUGUAACUCUCUAUCGUUGGAAAGAUACGGUACGUUCGCAGGCCGGGGUGGGAAUGGCUGGCGUAAUACUGAUUUGCGCUACAGUAGCCGCGGCAUUAGGUUUCUGCGCUCUUCUGGGAAUUCCGUUUAAUGCCACUACGACGCAAAUAGUGCCAUUUCUUGCCCUUGGUCUGGGCGUGCACGACAUGUUCCUAAUGACGCAUACGUAUGCUGAACUGUCGAUAAACGAAGUGCCCAACAGUGAGCAAACAGGAGUCGUUCUCAAGCGAAUUGGUCUGUCAGUAUUGUUGACAGGCCUUACCAAUGUUGCAACUUUUUUCGCAGCGGCGAUAAUUCCGAUCCCGGCCCUUCGAACGUUCUGCAUGCAAGCCGCUAUUGUACUUUUAUUCAAUCUGGCCGCUAUGCUGCUGAUAUUCCCUGCAAUGGUCAGCCUGGAUCUGCGACGUAGGCGUUCCGGCAGGAGGGACAUUCUCUGCUGUUGUUUACCGGCAUUAUCUAGUCGCAAGAAGAAUAGGUAUUCCGUAAGAUACAACAGCACGGUCAAACAGACAGUUACCAGAGCGAUACCGCCUGAGAGGCGAGAAACCUGCACGCAAAUCUUGACACCACAAAAUACGCAGAACGAAUCUUGGAUAGGUGGAAAUAUCAUCAACAUGGAGCUGGAUAAACAGUGCACUGAAGAGGAUACGCUGACCGGCUGUUCGCAAGAUGAUUGUUUGAGUUUCUCCCUGACGCAAUUUGCGUCUCGACAUUACGCAUCCUUUAUCACUCGACGGACUACUAAAGUGUUCGGCAUGAUUUCCCUGAUCGUCGUGCUGGGCGGUAGCCUGUUUGGAGCAGCACGCUUACGUGACGGUUUGGAUUUGACCGAUUUGGUGCCGCAGAACUCGAACGAGCACGCAUUCUUGUCUGCCCAGGCGAAACAUUUCGGCUUCUACAAUAUGUACGCGAUCACCGGCCGAGAUUUCGAAUAUCCAAAUAAUCAACGAUUGUUGCAUGAGUAUCACGACGCUUUCAUGCGAAUCAAAAACGUUAUUAAGAAUGACAAUGGUGGUCUGCCUGAAUUCUGGCUUGGUUUAUUCCGUGACUGGUUAAAGGGCCUGCAGACAGCGUUUGACAAAGACUACCACAGCGGCUGCAUAACUCAGGAGAGAUGGUUCCAGAACGCGAGCGAUGAGGCAAUCCUGGCAUACAAACUGCUUGUACAAACCGGUCAUGUGGACAAUCCGAUUGACAAGACACUAAUUACUCAGGUGCGACUGGUUGAUUCGGAGGGUAUCAUUAAUCCACGCGCUUUCUAUAAUUAUCUGAGCGCAUGGGCGUCCAACGACGCGCUUGCUUAUGGUGCUUCUCAAGCGAAUCUAAGGCCUGAACCACGCCAGUGGAUCUAUAGUAAUGACCAUGAACUCAAGAUCCCUAAGAGCAUGCCACUUACGUAUGCACAGAUGCCGUUUUAUUUGCACAGACUUACAAAUACGCAAGAUAUCACAGAGUUAAUCGGUAACGUCCGACAACUAUGCAAAAAAUUUGAGGAACGCGGUCUACCAAAUUUUCCAUCUGGUAUACCAUUCCUCUUCUGGGAACAGUAUAUGGAUCUAAGGUUCUCUAUGAGUAUCGCUCUCAUGGCCGCGUUGACUGUGAGCAUCCUCGUGGUUGCACUGCUUGUGUUAAAUAUAUGGGCUGCUGUGCUAGUUGGUGUUGCUCUUCUUGGUAUUAUCACGCAACUGCUAGGCAUUAUGGGCGUAUUCGGCGUCAAGUUAAGUGCAGUACCUGCCGUCCUGCUGGUGGUUAGCGUGGGCAUAGCUGUUCAUUUCAUGGUACACAUCUGCCUAAGUUUUGUCACCAGUGUGGGCAGCAGAGAUCGCAGGAUGCGCUUAGCUCUGGAACACAUGUUCGCUCCGGUUGUCCAUAGUGCGUUCACCACGCUGCUGGCCGUAGUGAUGCUCGCGUUCUCGGAGUUUAAUUUCAUAGUCAAUUAUUUUUUCUUCGUGUUAUUCUGCGUGGUUGGCAUCAGUCUUGUGAAUGGUGUUUUCUUUUUCCCCAUUUUGUUGUCUCUGGUCGGUCCAUCAGCGGAAGUAGUCCCGAACGACCAUCCAGAUCGUAUAGCCACGCCAACGCCGCCGGCGUCGCCUAUCGUGAGAAGAUCCAAACCGCCUACACCACCGAGAAGAUCUCACAAAAUCGAUGCCCGGUUGCAUGCCGAGCCAUCACUCACGACCAUAAGCGAGGAGCCUAACUCAUGGCACAGCACGCAAGAGUCUUGUAUUAUUGUUCACCCGGAACUCAAAGUGGAGACCACAUCGACAUGUGGCAAUCAGAACUGUAGCGGAUCGGAUACGAGUGGGUCUAGUCGAACGUCACCGAUUCCAUCCACGCCACACAUCACCACUAAAGUCACUGCAACGGCGAACAUCAAGGUCGAAGUUCAUACACCGUUAACUAGUGGAAUGGAUCGUAGUGAAAAAUGUCGGCACUCGGGCAGCAAUAGUCGAAGGGGCUCGCGCUGCAAUGCGAACGUUAAUAAUGGGGAGUCUUCCAGUUCCAGUUCUGAGACUCUGCCAGAUCCAGAAUUUAACGCAAAACAUUAAUAACAAGUACCGGGGGGACCGGCAGCUACUGCUCAAGUACCACGCAAAGCGGGAAAACAUAGAAGGCUGACUAGGAUAGAUUAAUAGAGUUUUCAUUAUUUCUUCCUGUUUUUCUCCUCUUUCCUGUUUUCCCCCUCCCCUCGUCCUUACUUAGCUCCUUGUUCUUUUAUUCCACCUUUUUUCUCCACCAAAUGAGUGAUGCAACAUGGGUUGUUUUUACUCGAACUUUUAAAGCAAAUUAUAACAAGAAAAAUUGCAUCUUUAUAAUAUAUUACAUAUGAAUACUUUUGAAAACAAUUUCGUUAUAUAUUUAAUACUUUGUGUUUUAUGCAACAAACUUUUUAAAGUUUUAUAUAAACUUUCUCUCCGUAAGGGUCAAUAUUGAAUUACUUAAUUGGAAUUUGUUAUUAAGAGCAUACAUUUAUUUUUAUGCGUAUAUUAAUGUGUAAAUUAUUCCGACGUUUUAAGUGAAUUGUUAAACUUUUUUAUAACCAAAAUGAUGUAAAAAAAAAGAAACAAAAACAGGAUGCUAUUCAACUUCAACGGUGUACCGAAUGUGUGUAAGAGUAUUACCAAGGAUAAUAAUGCGUACAACUUAAUAAAUCAAUAUAUAUUAUAUUAUUUUAGAUAAAUAUUAUCUAAAAUGUAUAUUUUAGAUAAAUUUAUUUAAUUAGUGACUUGCGACGUCACAAGAGUAGUUUGUACUACUAGCAAGCACAUUGUAUGAUUUGUACUCUUUCGAGAGGGAGAGGGAAGACAAUACAUGCCAGUGUGCCUUUGUUUAUCAGAGAUUGACACUAUUGCGUUUGUGUCGGUAAACAUAUUCGUAAUAUUUGCGUAAUGCAUAACGGGAGAAAGCAUUUACUAUGCUGUAUAUAUACAUAAUUGUUAUUUAAUUAGAAAGUUAAAGAUUUUAGCUGUCAUUAGGACAUGAUGUUUUUCAAAUGUAAUCGUGAAAUUUCACGAAAACGGCGCUUUUUUGUGUGACAAAAGCGACAAAAUUUUCAGAUUUUACUAUUUAUUUUUUUUACAUUAAUCAUAUAUAACGCGCAGUGUGUAUGUAUGUGACUAUGAGCGAUUACGAUACUGAAUCUCUGAGAUCUAUUUAUUAUUUAUUUUAAUAGUAUUCCUCGGCGUUUCUGCGGGUGUGUGUGCGCGAGCGCAAUAUUUUUUACGCACAAAUAUAUGAUGACUUGUAAAAAUAAUUAUUUAUAUCGGACUAUACGAGAAUACUUUCAUUGUCUACGACAAUAACGGUACUUAAUUUAAUGGAAUAUAUAUUCCUAUUCUGAUAUUCAUACCUUUAAUGUGUAUAAAAUUGUAAUAUAUAGUAUCAGUGAAAUCAAUAAUCACUGUGGCACGCAUUGUUACGAAAUGUUACUCGUGAAAUUAUGUACAAUAUAAGCGAGAAGUAUUCCUUAUGCCAAGUCAAUUUUGUAUACAUAUGCGAGACUCGAAGUGUGUAUUUAAAGAGACGAAAAACGUCCUGCGAGAUGAUUUUUAUAUUUUGUAUAAAGUACAUGUUGUAUAAGCGGAUGGGAAAAAUAGUCAAUAUACCUCUAAUAUACGUAUAAAUUGUA
Molecule: messenger RNA, 6814 nt
Organism: Solenopsis invicta (red fire ant)
Lineage: Eukaryota; Metazoa; Arthropoda; Insecta; Hymenoptera; Formicidae
Gene: ptc
Product: protein patched
Exons: 12
Coding region: 1260-5234 (1324 amino acids)
Biological process (GO): smoothened signaling pathway
Cellular component (GO): plasma membrane
Molecular function (GO): hedgehog receptor activity; smoothened binding; hedgehog family protein binding
Source: RefSeq, a predicted model, not a curated record